Striga asiatica is the source of this 2052-nucleotide messenger RNA. The record is from the annotation of a GenBank genome assembly. NCBI's taxonomy places the organism in Eukaryota, Viridiplantae, Streptophyta, Magnoliopsida, Lamiales, Orobanchaceae.
AUGGGUUACUUGUUGAAAGAGGCUUUGAGGGCACUUUGUGGAGUCAACCAGUGGUCUUAUGCCGUGUUCUGGAAGAUGGACUGCCAAAAUCUAAUGCAUUUAAUUUGGGAAGAAUGUUAUUACGAAGUGGCAUCGUCUUUGGGCAGCCUUCAGGGGUUUUCUCGAAAUGGGAAUCCAGAAAUCAAUUUUUCAGAUUACGGCAAUUCUUCUGUUGCAUUUGAAAGCCUUAAUUUAGGGCACGGUGUCCCAGCAAGGGACAAGGUGCAUUUUCUUAUGAACAAGAUGAUGGCUGAUGGUAAUGUUAGAGUUGUUGGAGAAGGAUUGAUUGGGAGAGUUGUGCUUACCGGAAACUAUCAGUGGAUGUUGUCUGAGAAUUAUUAUGGAGAAUCCCAGUCACUAGAGGUUCUUGAAGAAGCCCUUCAACAAUUUUCAGCUGGCAUGAAGACAGUUGCAGUUAUUCCUGUUCUUCCUCAUGGGGUAGUCCAGUUUGGUUCACAUGUAACUAUCCCAGAGAAUAUUGGAUUCGUUAAAGAUGUGAUGUCGUUAAUACUCGAAUUGGGACAGAUACCAGGCCUGCUGCAAUCUGAAAACCGUGAACCAAAAGAACUUGUUCGUGGGCUUUUCCCUCUCAGAUCAAAUACGAUCAGCACAUCUUCUUACUCGGCCGCCAGUUUUAAUUCAGCCGAAUGCUCGGCUCAAACCUCACACGCGUUUAACAACGGUCAAACAUCUUUUCAAACCUCAAACUUUGUAGUAGGCCAGUCUUUCGAGCCUUGCGAACCCAAAAUCCCUGCCCCACAUUUAACCUCACCAAACCAAUUCAUUAACAUUAACAGAGUUCCUAAAAUAUCCAAUGAAUGGACAAAUCUGCAAUCUUUUUCUUCGCGCAUGUCUCUGCCCGAUAAGCGUUCAGCCCAUAGUUGUUUUAAAGAUCCGAUUUUUUCUAAAGUGUCGACUUCCCAUGAUGCCACUGACCAAUCGGGAGAUGACUUGUUCGACGUUUUGGGUGCCGAUUUCAAGAAAAGGAUGUGUAAUAGCAGUUUGAAUGGCCGAACAGGAAAUGAGCCUUCAAAGAUCAGUUUUCCAGAUAUAUUAUGUCCUCUCAUCCCCGUAAAAAUGGAGAACGAGGAUUUGUCCUUCACAGGCACAGAUCUUUUAGAUGCCGUAGUCUCUAAGGGUCAACCGAACAGGAGCUCGGACGGAAGUGUUUCUUGCGUGUCGACUCAGACGAGUAUUAGUAACUCCUCUGCUUCGAAGGUUUUGCUGCCUGAAGGGCGUCUUGGGAAUUUCAAUCACGGUGAACAAAAUUAUGCAGCUAAAGGUAAAGAGGUUUCUAGUAUGGGGAGUUGUGUUUUUGAUCCGUGGGCUGAAAAGGGUUUUGGUUUGAAACCAAACGAGAGUAGUGUGGCCACCGGAUUUUCUACUAAACCGAAUGAGACGAGCAAGCCUAGUCGUAAGAGGCCUAAACCAGGCGAGAAUCCAAGGCCAAGGCCAAGAGAUCGGCAGAUGAUUCAAGACCGUGUGAAGGAACUUAGGGAAAUCGUGCCCAAUGGUGCAAAGAUUAUCAGCAAGGAUGGUGAUUCUCUUAUGAAAGAUAAUAGUGGAGGAGCUACAUGGGCCUAUGAAAUAGGUUCACGAUCUAUGGUGUGUCCAAUCAUAGUCGAGGAUAUAAGUCAUCAACCACAUCAAAUGGUUGUUGAGAUGCUCUGCGAAGAAAGGGGUUUGUUUUUGGAAGUAGCCGGUACAGUAAGGGGACUCGGGUUAACCAUUCUGAAGGGACUCAUGGAAAAUCGGGAUGGCAAGGUUUGGGCCUGCUUCACUGUGGAGGCUAAUCGCAAUGUGACAAGAAUGGAAACCUUCCUCUCACUAGUCAGUCUACUGGACCAAAACGCGAAGCCCGGUUUUUCGAAGCCCAAUAGCAAGCCCGAAAAUGUGAUGGCCCAAGAACACCACCAAAGAAUCUUUGUCAUAAUUGCUUUCGAGGUUCAGAUUCCGAUUUUUGUUCGAAGGGCGCAUAUUGCUUCUAGUCCGGCGUGUUCGUAUGUCGUCUGA